ACCGGCGAGUUCGACUCCGAUUAAUUCUCCUACCAAGACUCUCUCUCACCGUGGCUCUUUAUUCCACCGAUAUUGGAUCCAACAUUUCAAUAAUCAAAAAAAGAAGAAGAAGAAGAUGGGGUAUCGGCGAGACGAGAUGGAGCAAGCAGAAGCCCAUCAAGCAUACAAUCGGAAGGCAAUGAAGGCGAUCCGUUACAUGCUGAGGGAACAGAGACUCGUCUUCGUUCUCGUCGGCAUUGCAAUUGCCACCUUAGCCUUCACUCUUUUCUCUCCAUCCUCCUCCAUUCGGAUUCAGUACAACUCGGAUCCGCUUUCCGAGAUGAGAUCAUCGUCGUCCUCCUCGUUGGCGCAGCAGAGUAGGAGUAGGAUAGAAGAGUACAUUAGCAUGGGAUCGGUGGGAGGGAGGAUCCCUCUGGGUCUGAAACGCAAAGGUCUUCGUGUGGUGGUGACCGGCGGGGCCGGUUUCGUGGGGUCACACCUGGUGGACAGAUUGAUGGCGAGAGGAGACAAGGUGAUCGUGGUGGACAACUUCUUCACGGGGAGCAAAGAGAACGUGAUGCAUCAUUUCGGUAACCCUAACUUCGAGCUCAUCAGGCACGACGUCGUCGAGCCCAUCCUUCUCGAGGUUGACCACAUCUACCAUCUCGCCUGCCCUGCUUCUCCUGUUCACUACAAGUUCAAUCCCGUCAAGACCAUCAAGACGAACGUGGUGGGGACGUUGAACAUGUUGGGGCUGGCGAAGAGAGUGGGAGCGAGAUUCCUGCUGACGAGUACGAGUGAGGUGUACGGAGAUCCUCUGCAGCACCCUCAGGUUGAGACUUACUGGGGCAACGUCAAUCCCAUCGGUGUUCGGAGUUGUUACGACGAAGGAAAACGUACGGCCGAGACGUUGGCCAUGGACUACCACAGAGGCGCCAAUGUUGAGGUUAGGAUAGCUCGGAUCUUCAAUACUUAUGGGCCUCGGAUGUGUAUUGAUGAUGGUCGUGUGGUUAGCAACUUCGUUGCUCAGGCUUUAAGAAAAGAGCCUUUGACUGUUUAUGGCGAUGGUAAGCAGACCCGGAGCUUCCAGUUUGUCUCUGAUCUGGUGGAGGGGCUGAUGAGGUUGAUGGAAGGAGAACAUGUUGGCCCAUUUAACCUUGGUAACCCCGGUGAAUUCACCAUGCUUGAGCUCGCUAAGGUGGUCCAAGAGACUAUAGACCCGAACGCAAAGAUAGAGUUUAGACCAAACACGGAGGAUGACCCACACAAGAGGAAACCAGACAUAACAAAGGCCAAAGAGCUUCUUGGUUGGGAACCAAAGGUGGCUCUCCGCCAAGGACUCCCACUUAUGGUCAAAGAUUUCCGUCAGCGUGUCUUUGGCGACCAAAAUCAGGAGGCCACUUCUUCAUCAACAGAAUAAGUAGCCCCCGGUCUAAGCUCUUUUAUAACUCCAUGACCGCUGCAGCAGCAGGAAUCUCGUAGAGACAGGAUCUUCAUUUUUUUAUUUACCCUUCCCUUUUUUGUUUUAUGUUUUAUUGCCGUUUUGCUACUCCCCGUGUGUUAAUGUAGUUGAGACACCGAUUUUUAUACAUUUGUUAUUUUUACUGGAA
Molecule: messenger RNA, 1589 nt
Organism: Raphanus sativus (radish)
Lineage: Eukaryota; Viridiplantae; Streptophyta; Magnoliopsida; Brassicales; Brassicaceae
Product: UDP-glucuronic acid decarboxylase 4-like
Exons: 5
Coding region: 116-1399 (427 amino acids)
Biological process (GO): D-xylose metabolic process
Cellular component (GO): cytoplasm
Molecular function (GO): UDP-glucuronate decarboxylase activity; NAD+ binding
Source: RefSeq, a predicted model, not a curated record